AUGUCCGACCCGCUCCCAAAACUAAUCACCCUAGAAGAACACUUCGUCGCAAAAGACCUCUUCACAGAACUCUCCGACAUAUACUCAGAACAACUCAAACACCUCCCCGAGGUCUCAUCCCGCCUCCAAGACGUCGGGCCCCUCCGCCUCGCCAACAUGGACGAAACCCGCAUCAGCCUGCAAAUCGUAUCCCACGCGCCCGGCCUCGGCCCCCGCGCCCCGCACCUAAGCCGCCUCGCAAACGACCACCUCGCGGCCGCCGUCCGCGCCAACGCCACCCGCUUCGCAGGGUUCGCCGCGCUACCGAUGGCCGAACCGGACGCCGCGGCGACGGAACUGCGGCGCUGUGUCCGGGAGCUGGGGUUCGUUGGCGCGUUGGUGGACGCGCAUGUCGACGGACAGCACUACGACGACAGACGCUUCUGGCCCGUCUUCAAGGCGGCGGCGGACCUCGACGUGCCGGUGUACUUACACCCUACUUACCCCUCCGAGAGCCAGCGGCCCGCGUACGAGGGGAACUUUGACCCCGGCGCGGCGCGGAGUAUGGGAUCCAGCGGGUUCGGGUGGCACUCUGAAACGGGACUCGCCGUGCUCAAGCUCUUCGCCGCGGGACUCUUCGACGAGUACCCUUCCCUGAAAAUCAUCAUUGGGCAUUUCGGAGAGAUGUUACCCUUCAUGAUGGAGCGCGUGGAAAAGCUCUCGGUUCGGUGGGGUCCGCGGCGGCGCGGGUGGCGGGAGGUGUGGGAGGGCAACGUGUGGGUUACCACGAGCGGGGUGUGGGGUCUCGCGCCGCUGGCGUGCGUGUUGAGGAACACGCCCGUGGAACAUAUUUUGUAUAGCGUCGAUUACCCGUUUGAGAAGAACGAGAACGGGCUCGCGUGGGUGAGGGAGUUGAGAGAUAGUGGGAUGGUGACGGGGGAGCAGCUUGAGAUGAUUGCGUUCCGGAAUGCUGAGAGGUUGCUGAGGGUUGAGGCGCCGUGA
This is a messenger RNA of Colletotrichum abscissum, 981 nucleotides long. Its product is annotated as amidohydrolase 2. The record is from RefSeq and is a predicted model, not a curated record. The transcript has a single exon. Gene Ontology annotation, biological process: secondary metabolic process. Gene Ontology annotation, cellular component: cytosol; cytoplasm. Gene Ontology annotation, molecular function: carboxy-lyase activity; hydrolase activity. Bases 1 to 981 code for a protein of 326 amino acids. NCBI's taxonomy places the organism in Eukaryota, Fungi, Ascomycota, Sordariomycetes, Glomerellales, Glomerellaceae.